UAAUCAGCAAUAUUCGCCUAGUAUUUGGGUUAAUCAGAAAUCAUCACUUCUAAAUAUUGGUUCUAGCUUGGAUAUGGAGCGUGGUGGAAAAAAAAUGAUUCUGAAACCUAUCCUAAUAUCAAAGAAUUUAAAUGAAAAUGGAGAAGAAGAAGCAAUGUUACUGAGUCCAACUUCUCAAAUGUUUCAUGAGCCUGACUACAAUGUUUACGUCUUAGCCAUUAUGGGCUGGAAAGUACCAAUUGAGGUUGACUCCAUGAAAGCAGAACUACAACGCACCCUGCUUAAACAUCCACGCUUUUCCAGUUUGCAGGUCAUGGAUGAGACUGAUGGCAGCGGAAAAAUGAGAUGGGUUCCCACGACAGUGAACAUAGAUGAUCAUAUCAUAGUGGCCCAGAUCGCCCAUGAUAAUAUGGAUACCGACAAAUUGGUCGAAGAGUAUAUAUCAAGCCUAAGCACAACAAAUGUUGACAUGUCGAAACCUCUAUGGGAUUUUCACGUCCUUAACGUGAAAACCUCUCAUGCUGAGGCAACUUCUAUUUUCCGUAUUCAUCAUUCUAUUGGGGAUGGAACUGCCCUCAUGUCCCUCUUACUCUCUUGUUUUCGGACAAUUUCGGAUCCUACUUCUCUGCCCACACUCCCAUUUUCUUCUUCUUCUAAGGAUAAAUCAAAUUUAUCACUAAGAAAUAACAGAAAAACAAUUUGUUCGCUGAUGUGGCAGUACCUAAUAAAGUUUUGGUUGCUCAUAAAACUUUGGUUCAAUACAGUUGUUGAUGCUUUUCUGUUUAUAGCGACUGCACUCUUCUUGAAGGACUCUGAAUCACCUUUCACAGCUACAAGAGGAUAUAAGUGGUCCACUCGUCAGAAAUAUAUUUACCUGACGAUUAGCUUGGACGACAUUAAAUUUAUAAAGAAUGUGACAAACGGUACGGUUAAUGACGUUGUACUGGGGAUAACACAAGCAGCUAUGUCUCGUUAUAUCCAUCGAAGAUACGAAGCUGAAGGCAAGAGGAAGUUUUCACCGGAACGAAUGAGAUGUAGAGCCAAUGUUAUAGUGAAUCUGAGACCAGCUUUAGGGGUCCAAACAUUAGCUGAAACGAUUGAGAAAAAUGUCAAAGUGAUACAAGGAAACUGUUUUGGCUUUGUCAUAUUUCCCUUAACUAUAGCCGAAUUCUCUAAUCCUCUGGAUUAUGUUCGCAAAUCUAAGACAUCAAUGGAUCGAAAGAAGCAUUCCCUUGGGUCUCUAUGCACCUUUUACUUUUCAAAGCUUUUUCUCAAGUUCUUUGGCUUUAAGGGUGUUGCAAAACUUGCUCAAAGAGUUCCCUUCCAAACAACACUAGCCAUGUCAAACGUAAUAGGUCCGCUUGAAGAAAUUUCUUGCGCAGGCCAUCCAUUGGUAUUCGUUGCCCCAACAUGCUCUGGCUAUCCCACUGGGAUAAUGGUUCAUGUGUGUAGCUAUGCCAAGAAGUUGACAUUUGCUAUUGCCGCUGAUGAAGGAAUAAUUCCAGAUAUGAACCAGCUAGGCGAUGAUUUUGUUGAUUCAUUCAUGCUCAUCAAAGAGGCUGCUCUCUCACAAUUGAGAACCAAGGCUGACUAGCUCAUCACACAUUUGAAAGAUCCUCAAUAUUUGAAACGUCGUCCUUAUGUGAUGAUUAACGAGUACAAUAUGAUAUGUAGACUUAUUGCUCAAAGCGUUAUUUGAUUAUGUAAUAUUAUUGUAGUACAUCGUCAUGCUGUAGAAUUAUUAGUGCUAUCUAUAAUAGCACCAUCUGAAUAAUGCUAGUGAUACUGCUAGCUGUCAUAUCUGUAAUGAUGCAUGAUUUCUAUCUAUAAUAUUCCCCUUAUUGACAAAA
This is a messenger RNA of Lycium ferocissimum, 1850 nucleotides long. RefSeq names its product wax ester synthase/diacylglycerol acyltransferase 11-like. NCBI's taxonomy places the organism in Eukaryota, Viridiplantae, Streptophyta, Magnoliopsida, Solanales, Solanaceae. Gene Ontology annotation, cellular component: plasma membrane. The record is from RefSeq and is a predicted model, not a curated record. The transcript has 7 exons. The coding region runs from base 74 to 1594 and encodes 506 amino acids. Gene Ontology annotation, molecular function: long-chain-alcohol O-fatty-acyltransferase activity; diacylglycerol O-acyltransferase activity. Gene Ontology annotation, biological process: triglyceride biosynthetic process.